AUGUCACACCAUGUUCCUAAUUUAUAUGGUACACCUAUUCGCGACCCUCACGAACGCAAACGCAAUUCAGCGUCAAUGGGCGAAGUAAAUCAGUCAGUUUCUUCGAGGAAUUGUGAAAGAGGAAGUGAAAAGGGCACGAAGCAAAGGAAGAAAGCCUCUCACGCUUGUGACCAAUGUAGAAGGAAAAGAAUCAAGUGCAGGUUUGAUAAACAUACCGGCGUAUGUCAAGGGUGCUUAGAAGUCGGUGAAAAGUGUCAAUUUAUUAGAGUUCCAUUGAAACGUGGUCCUGCAAAAAAAAGGGGCAGUGUAGUAUCCAUUGAAAAAUUCAGCUCGGAUAAUGAUCCUCUUCAAUACCGACCAAGAACACAUUCAUACCCAAUGAACUCGGGAAAUAACUACUUACCAUCACUCGCCAGGAAUUCCUCUUUUCCUUCCAUAAGCAGUCUAUUUGUUCCCUCGAUAACUGCUCAAUCGCAACAAUUUGUAAAGGUGCCGUACGAUGACAUCAAGCGUAGGAGCUCUCUGGCAAUAUUAGGCAGCGAUUCAUCGAUAUCUACCGAAUUUGGGGGAAACUAUCGCUUAGAUGAAAACUUAAAUGUCAGGCAAGAGGGGAAGGAUAUUGUAGCGAAAGGAAUGAUAACGCCCGUGGAGGAAAUGGGCGCAUGUUCAUCUAACGUUCGUCGUCAGGGUUCACAAUCUCUUCCAAUUCAAGAACAGCGCGCUAGCCCGUACAUUAACCCUUUUAUCUCUGGGAGAUCCAGGCUAAGCAGCCUUUCCUAUACAAGUGAGGCUACAACUUCAGAAGGUAAUACGCAAGGUAAAAACCAAUGCAUGCUUACUCCCAAUAGUGUACGUUCCAUUGAAAAGGAACGAUUAAACUCGUUAACUGCGGGAUUUCCGAACAAAAAAUUAGGCACAGAUGGUAGAAGUGACAAAUGGGACAAAAAUUCGACUUGGAAGCCUGUAUAUCGAUCGUCGAAUCCUUCUCAUCCUAGCACUGAAAAAAAUGUUUCCUUGAAUCAGGAAGCCAGUGCUAAACCACUUAUGCUUGGAACCUACAGACAGUUUGAUGCAACCUCGUUCUACAAGGUUUUAGGCAUCUACUAUAACUUUUUCCAUAUUAAUUUUCCUGUAAUACCAAUUAACAAAAGUAAAUUUACUGACAUGCUUGAUCCUGAAAAGCCAAACGUGAUUGAUGAGAUCAGACAAAUUAACAAUGAAAUUAUCCAGUGUUUUAAAACCGCGCUAGAGGUAUUGGUAUUUUGCAAAAUAAAACAAAGAAGGUCAUCGAAAUCAACAAAAUCAUGGUCUCGUGACAGUUUAUGCGAUUUUCAAAAAGGUCUGUAUUACAUUCAGAAUUUCAACAAAUGUAUAGCCGACUGCUUCCAAAGUUUAAUAACUAUAAAACCCGUAUUAAAACAAAAUUCCAGUGUUAUUCCUUCAAGAAUAAAGUUCAUUUACUUUUCGACAAUAAUAGUGUUAAAUUUUAUCUUAAUAUUGGCCGGUGAGGAAAGCUCGCUUUUGCUAGGCCCCUCUGUUGGGGUUUUUAACGAAUUUCAAGCUCAUAAGUUAUUUCUACCUUUUCAAAAUACGUCCCCAAUGCUAUUAUUAAAUUCAAACGAGGAAAGUGGUGACGAGAUACUGGAUUAUGCUGUGUUGUUCAAAAGGUUGUACAUCCUUUUAAACAUUCUGGAUACGCUACAAAGCUUUCGGCUAGGUCAACCAAAAUUAAUUAAUCUAAAUUUUGGUAGCGCCAUUGAAACAUAUUUUAGCGAUAAAACAGGUCAUAACCAAGUCGUCGAAAAAGCUCCCGUAGCUUUGGAUAACAUUCUACGAAACCUUAAACUUGGUGAAUUUAUAACAUAUUUUGUCCUUAACAGAAAAUCAUUGCAAGUAAAUGUACCUCACCACUUGCUGUUCACAAAUCAAACGGAUUACGGAGAGUUCGCUGUUGAAAAAGGGGAACAUGAUAAUAUAGCUGGCAAAUUUGAGACCCUUUUGAAGAAAAAGGAAAUUUUAAUCAGAAAAUUACUAAAUAUUGAACAGAAAAAUGACCAUAUUCUAGAAAAUUGCUGCAAUUCGGAUGCUGAAAUGAAAAAUAUCGGAGAGCUAGUCUGCUCAAUGAUCACUCUGGUAUCAGGCAUAUUAGAUUCAAUUACUAAUAUGAACGCAGAAAACUCUGUUGAUUUGGAUUCAAAGCCCCUUCCGAACGCCUAUUUUGCUCAGGACAGUGAAGAAGAAUUAAUGUCGCCAACACAAAGUAUUACGUCAAAUCUUGCCAGUGAAGAAAAUACACGUUGCACAACCAAAGACUUGAUGGGAACUGUUUCUAUUUUCAUGCUGCCAAUGGUGGAAGAAUGCUAUAAUAUCAUUAGUUUGAUAGGACCCAUACCUACCACAUUAAUAAGUUUAUACAUCCGUAAUGGAAAUAUGGCCAAGGGAAUAAAUGACAGAAUUAUGACGUUGUCAACUGCGCUGAACGAAUUGGUGCAAAUAACCGCACUAUUUAAUACCCUAGAACCUUUUAGGAAGAAUGCACAUGACCGUGCUAAGCGUUACUAUGUAAGUGCUACAAGUAGUACCGGAUGCUACGAAUCGGUAAUGAAGAGCAUGUAUUCCGGAAAAUGUGCAGCUAGUAACGCCUCAAACGUUGCGCCAUCGGAGGAAGAAAACAAAAAGAUAUUGAAAAAGUUUGCCGACAUAGGUUGGAAAUUGAUGGAUGAUUCAGAAUUGGGUUGUUGCUGUUGCUUCUUUAACUAA
Saccharomyces cerevisiae S288C is the source of this 2760-nucleotide messenger RNA. It is a transcript of the gene EDS1, whose product is annotated as Eds1p. Gene Ontology annotation, biological process: regulation of transcription by RNA polymerase II; regulation of DNA-templated transcription. Bases 1 to 2760 code for a protein of 919 amino acids. Gene Ontology annotation, molecular function: DNA-binding transcription factor activity, RNA polymerase II-specific; zinc ion binding. NCBI's taxonomy places the organism in Eukaryota, Fungi, Ascomycota, Saccharomycetes, Saccharomycetales, Saccharomycetaceae. Gene Ontology annotation, cellular component: nucleus. The transcript has a single exon. The record is from RefSeq and is marked reviewed.